AUGUACGACGCCACAGUUGUCGAUGAAGAACCAAUCACGUACUUUAUGUAUGAUAGUCUGAAACACUCUUGCCUAAAAGGAAAUCACAUAGUCAACAGCCUUUCUUUCUCAAAAGCCUAUGGGAUGAUUGCUUACCCCACAGAAGUGGAGGGCCUUGCAACAGAACUUCUCGAAGUUCAAGACAACAUACCUAUCUGUGCUUCUAUCAUUUCACAGCACGUUGACCUUCACUCUUCAGUUGUGGGACCUGAAUGGGUUCUUGAACGAGUCAAAGAUCCUGGAGAAGGUGCUGUACAAGGUGGAGAAGGUGCAAUUUACUUGUGGGCAACGCUACCGGAGAAAUACGUUGAUGAUGUCAAGGUUGUCCACUGGCUGGCUAACAUGCAUGGGGUGGUUGUGAUCCCAGGAACUGCAUGUGGGUGCCCGAGGCACUUAAGAAUUUCCUCUGGUGGGCUGAUAGAGGAUAACCGUAGAGCAGCUGCCGAGAGGCUGAAGAGAGGAUUAGAAGAACUGGUGAAAGAUGGAAUGGUGCAUUAA
Theobroma cacao (cacao) is the source of this 537-nucleotide messenger RNA. The record is from RefSeq and is a predicted model, not a curated record. Lineage: Eukaryota; Viridiplantae; Streptophyta; Magnoliopsida; Malvales; Malvaceae.